Molecule: messenger RNA, 1431 nt
Organism: Colossoma macropomum (tambaqui)
Lineage: Eukaryota; Metazoa; Chordata; Actinopteri; Characiformes; Serrasalmidae
Gene: rsrp1
Product: arginine/serine-rich protein 1
Source: RefSeq, a predicted model, not a curated record
GCUCGUUCGGUCCUGUGACGUUUCAGCUUUCGGGCUGUUGGCUUUGAAAUCCUACUCUCAUUCCAGAAACGUCGACGGUCGGUUGGCAUCGCUUCUCGACCUCUCUUCGCUUAAACGACAAACAACAACCUCGCUUUGGAGUUUUUCGACGAUAUAUCAAGUCUGUCCAGAUCUGACAAUGAAGACAGAGGAAAGUGGCCAGGCCCACCAGGCUCGCCUCAGUGAGGGAAUGCGGCUCAUUUUUGACCAAGAGACCAGCUCCUCACGCUCUACUAGUCGCAGCAGCAGCCCAGACAGUUCCUACUCCAGCAGCAGUGGCUCUUCCUAUAGGUCAGACGAGUCACGGCGUUCACGGCGACGACAUCGCCGGAGGUCCCGUUCCUCCUCCUCCGAUAGCAGCUCCUCAUCUGACAGCCGCUCCCGCACGCGUUCCCGCUCUCACCCGCGCUGCCACCGUGCUGCAGACCGAUCUCGCUGUCGGCACCACUCUCCUCCCCGCCGCUACCGGGCCCGCUCUAGGUCCUUCAGUCCUUCACCAUAUCGCUCAUCCCGCCAUGGACGCAGGCACAGGGCAUACUCCCGCUCCAGCAGCCGUUCUUCUUCACGUGGCCGCUACUCCAGGCGCUGGCGCAGGUCUCGCUCACGGUCCUCAGUUACAGGGGUGUCUAGCAGGUUUGUGGGGAGGUACAGGUGCAGAUUCUCCCCCUCACCAAAGAGGCGCUACAGAGACUACAGGAGCAGAUCAAGAUCUCCAGAACAGUCUGCUAUUCGGCUUAGCCAGAGAGAAAAAAUGGAUCUCCUGAACAUUGCUAAAGAGAACGCAACAAAAAUUCUUGGUGUACAGAACCUGGAGCUGCCUGCCAGUGUGAAGACUAUGGAGCAACAAACAAAGCAGCAAGAAAAGAAACCAGAGCCUAACGCUGAAGAACGGGUGAGAGUAGACCCGGUGUCACUGAAGAAACCAGCACAGGACAAAGAUAUGAGAGCUGAAGAUGACAGCGUUCCUAAGAUGUCCCCAUCAAGGAAACCAAUUACCUUCAGCAUCAGUAACGCUGUUGCCAAACCAUCAAGCAGCCCAACGUUCCAUGUGUCGGAGAGUAAGGUAACAUCCAGAGCAGACAGCGUGGGGAACAGAAAGCCAUAUGGACAGUGGGUCCCCAUCAAGAAAUCUUCCCCUAACAAACACUGAUCUUCCAUUUGUCUUUAGAUUGGAAGGUUUUAUGGACACUGUAAAUACUGUAAAUAGUUUGUACAGGGGGAAAGGGGAAGGGUAGUGAUCUCUUGUUUCAUUAGACGUGUUUUCUUUCAGAUGUAAAGUGAUUUAAGUUGGAGGAAGACCAGAGGAGUGCGAACAGGUGGGAGUUAAUGUGUAUAUAGUGUCGUCGUGUUUUGUGCUGUUCAGAUUUCUAAAUAAACAAUGUAUUUAUGAGA